This is a messenger RNA of Nematolebias whitei (Rio pearlfish), 2275 nucleotides long. RefSeq names its product protein rapunzel. The coding region runs from base 405 to 1580 and encodes 391 amino acids. NCBI's taxonomy places the organism in Eukaryota, Metazoa, Chordata, Actinopteri, Cyprinodontiformes, Rivulidae. The record is from RefSeq and is a predicted model, not a curated record. The transcript has 6 exons.
ACAGGCGCAGAUAACUGGACGGCAGAAUAACUGGACUGCAGCCCAUCAGAGCACUUAACUAAAACAAGGAAUAAACUGCAUUGGUCCUUUGAUCAAAACUCCAGGACAGAAGCUGCUAACGGCACGGCCGCUCGGCUCUGUGGUCACAAACAGAAACAGAACAAAGUGUUUCUGAGCAGUUUGGAGUUGCUGACUCGUCUCCAGCUUUCUGUGGGAUUCAUCUUGAGCUGAGCUGAGGCUGGCCCUCUGACGCGAUCACGUGACCACCAGGAAGACAAACGCGCACGCUCACGUUCACACUCCUUCCUCCAAACUUUACAAGCUUUUGCUGUUUUAUAAGAAGCAGGAGGGAGCAGGCCGCAGCCCAGUAACGUCUCCAGAGCUUAUCGGUUACAUCAGCGACGAUGGCGAACCCUCUACAGAAGCUCGUGGCGGAGAAGAAGGACAUGGUGGAGACUGUGAUGGAGGUGUUUGAGCAGGGAGCUGAAGUGGUGGCCAGCAUCGCCGGCGACCUUUUCCCUGUUUUUUCCAUCGCCGCCCCCAUCGUCAAACUGGCUCUCGACAACGUGGAGAGCAAGGAGGCCGCCUUCAUGAAGGAGCAGUUUCAGAAGGUCCGGGAGCGUCUGGAGGUGGUCUCUGAAGAGAUUCAGAGGAUCAACGAUGAGAUCAAGAAGAGCGGCAUCAACGUUGCGUAUUUUCCUGUGGAAGAAAACAUCACAAACCAGUUCAGGAAGUACAUGGACAUCCUCAACGCCAAACCCAAGUUCAGGGAGGUCAAGAAGAAGCUUUUCUUGGAGCAUUUUGCUAAAACGGAUGGAGACAAAAACCUUACCAUCCUCUACAACGCUGUAACAGGAGACAACUUCUCCGGCGAAUCUGUGCUCGAGGUCAUCCUGAACUGCGAGGAGAAAAGUCGCCGGCCGAUGGAGGACUUUUGCUCUCGGCUAAAGAACCUCUUCUGCAUUGGGCUGAUUGCGCUGCUGGGCCACGCUGCUCUGAAAGGCUAUGACGAGGAGGACGCCCUUCUGAAAGAGUGGGGCGAGAAGAUGAAGAGCGUCCAGGAUAAAAUGAACGCCGUCAUUGAAGACUGCAUUGUCAGCUUCCCCAAGCAAGCUGAGCUGGAUUCCAAACGACUGGUGAGAGACCAGGUGGACCAAACCAACCAGCAGCUAGCCGACGCUAUCAUAGAGAAGCUUAAGAAGAAGUACGACUGGGUGGGCUGGUCUGUGCGCAUAUUCAGGUCUCCUACGUCCUUGUUCGCCAACAAGAAGGAUUACCACUGCCCGACGGGGAAGAGUCGCUUCCAGGUGCCCACGUCUGACGAGAAACUGAACGUCUGGGUGUCGUACAGCGCCUCGCCCGAGCCUGUGGAUAAGAAUCGGAUCCAGCAGCUGAUCCAGGGUCAGAAGAAGUUCUCGGUGAAAGGUGUAGCAGAGACUCUGUUUGAGGAGUUGCCCGGCGACUGUGUGGUCCACACAGUGAAAACUUCCAAAGGUCUGGCCUGCUCCUGGAGCUUCAACGACGAGCUUCACUACUGGGAGGAGCACAAGAACAUCUUUGUCUGUGUUCACUCUGCUUGACGGAUUAGGUCCUGAAAAACUCAUUAAAUAGAUUCUCCAUCUUGGUCUGUGCUCAUUAGAGCUGCUGCCAUGUUACCUUACCAAUGAAAUAUUACAGGGUGUGCCUUAAUGUAGACAUAUUUAGGCUUGUGUGGAGUACGUAAGAGUGGUGAGUAUCUUACCUGCAGUAAAUGGCAGUGAGCUGAAUUUUUUUAUUUUUAUAAGGAAGUAAUUUUUAUGGAGGCGUGAAGCUAACAGCUACUUGGAGCAGGAUGCAAUCAAAGGCAUGCUUCCACAACUAGAACAGCUCCAACUCAAAACUCUUCUAGCAGUUUAAUCAAACACUACACACUAAAAACUGACGGGUUCAAAACUACCCAGUCUGUAACCUGGAUCACAUUCGAACUGGGCCAACACUAAGUUUUACCAGAACGACUUUGGCGUUACUACAAGCAGUAGCUUUGGUGGCGACUUCGUCUGACCCUCUGGGACUCGUCUUCCAUCAGCCUGUUCUAAAAACAACAAUUGCAAGACAGUAAAACCUGCUGUUCCUAUAAGCGAAGCUUCUUUUUUUCCUGUAGAGAUAAGAGGAUGUCUGCAUGAGACGACUUGCACAGAGAAACGAGCUGUGAUGAACUCGUGCACAUGUGCAGCAGCCUGCUUCGGUUGAGAAACGGCUGUUCUGUACAGAAGUGACGAUGUGUCAGCACUGGUGA